CCUUGAAUGAUCAUGGAGCGCUUUCCGUUUUUGCGUUACGUGUAAUGUGAAUAUUUGGCAAUUCAACUACGUUCACUUCUACUUCAUGGAUUACGAAAGUGUGCUUUUGGUUAAAAAUGAAGUGUUCGUGUAUCGAAUUCCCCCCAGACCAUCUAAUCGAGGAUAUAGAGCUAAUGAUUGGAACUUAGAAGCACCUAUGUGGACUGUAAGGCUUCGCGUUGUUUCCAAGGGAAAAGAUCUAGUCAUACUAUUGGAGGACAAAAACUCUGGACAGUUAUUUGCUAAAUGCCCUGUAGACUCCUUUCCUGGAAUAUCAGUUGAACCAGUUCUCGACUCAAGUCGGUAUUUUGUUAUUCGACUUGUAAGUAAUGAUGGACGGACCACGUUCACUGGAAUUGGUUUCACAGAGCGAUCAGAUUCUUUUGACUUAAAUGUAGCAAUUCAGGACCACUUUAAGUGGUUAAAACAAGAAAAAGAAGCUGAGGAAAUGGAGAAAAUAGCAGCUGAUCAACCAGCUAUAAAUAUGGCGUUCAAACAAGGCGAAAAGAUUAAAUUGAAUCUUAACACACGACGUACGGGAGAUGAGCCUAAUCAGAAGUCAAAAGUUUCACGUCCAAUCGGUGGUGGUGGAUUAUCCGGCGGCGGUGGUGGUAGUGGUCUACUGCCUCCUCCACCGCCACCAGCUAUUUCUCGUUCCCGUGGAAGUCGUACUACUACUACUCCUACUACGACGACCACUGGGGAGACUGUAAACUUUCCAACAUCUUUUGAUUUAGUCAGCAGUGAUUCACAACAAUCGGACAAUGUACUUUCUAUGCCUACGUCUAAUAAUCCUACUUCUACUAAUACUAACACUACCACCAGUACUAAUGCUACUGCUACGGCUACCUCAAAUAUGGAUCUUUUAAAUGAUAUUUUUGGGAAUUCUGGACAGUUCUAAACAAAUAUCGAUUAUCCUGCUAUGCUAAUCAAUUAUUAUUGUUAUCACUAUUCCUUUUCACUUCGUAUCCAUUCCUUUUCAUGCUCUGAUAUCAAAAAAAUAAUGUCUGUCUGUUUUUUUUCACAGUCAAUAAUUAUAUAUACAUAUAUAUAUAUAUAUA
This is a messenger RNA of Trichobilharzia szidati, 1100 nucleotides long. The record is from the annotation of a GenBank genome assembly. Lineage: Eukaryota; Metazoa; Platyhelminthes; Trematoda; Strigeidida; Schistosomatidae.